Drosophila eugracilis is the source of this 2752-nucleotide messenger RNA. RefSeq names its product lysine-specific demethylase 3A-A (gene Kdm3). NCBI's taxonomy places the organism in Eukaryota, Metazoa, Arthropoda, Insecta, Diptera, Drosophilidae. Gene Ontology annotation, molecular function: transcription coregulator activity; chromatin DNA binding; histone H3K9 demethylase activity. The record is from RefSeq and is a predicted model, not a curated record. Gene Ontology annotation, cellular component: histone deacetylase complex; chromatin. Gene Ontology annotation, biological process: regulation of transcription by RNA polymerase II.
AUUUUUCCUAUCAAAUCGACUGAAGUUUACACGGGCGAAGUAUUACAGAAGUUUAGCUCAAGCGGUUACACAACAUGCAAUAAGUAAAUAGAGUCAAAAUGUCGCAAAAAGAAUUGGCCGCCCUUGUCGGCAGCACCACAAGAACGAGCCGCAAACGCAACGUGCCCACAUCGCCAAUGUCUACCCGUUCGGAGCCGAGAUCCAUUAUAGAGAUACAUAUAAACAACGAUACCUCUUCCACAAAGAGAGCUUGCAGGGAAUCAGAGAAUCCAAGUGUAAGGGUUGAGCAGCCGCAGCAGCAGGAAGAAGAGGUCCAGGGUCAAGUGCCGACCGAAGAGGAGCAGCAGCGGUACAAUGAGUUCCGGACCAGUGGCUCGAUAUUCUUGCAGGAUUUGCCCUGCUUCAAGCUGCAUCUAGCACAACCCGCAGAAGGGUCCUCACCAAUUCCCAAGUGUCGAGAGUGCCGAAGAAGAAAUUUGGCCACCAAAGACGGUGAAACCAGUUCCGUCAGCGAUGUAUACUGCCGGUUCUAUGAAUUUCGACGACUUCAGUUUAAUGCGAAAGGAGAAUUGGGAGUGGUUGGAUUUCCAAAUCCCUAUAGUGAGCCCUUACCAGAGGAUAUCGCCAUUUGGCAGCCGGAUAAAACUACAGCCCCUACCAGUGGUUACAUGGACAUACAGGUCUGCAGAUACAUUUUACUGCAUGCCGGAGAUCAGUUUUGCUAUUUAUGGCGUCAGGAGGCGGAGGCUUUAAGAUUACAUCAAAAUCCGGAUGGCACCAUUGCCUGGAAGAAGGCCGUGAAGGGAACCAGAGAGAUUUGCGAUGUGUGUGACACCACGCUAUUCAACUAUCACUGGACCUGUCGGAAAUGCGGUUUUGGAGUGUGCCUGGACUGCUUCAAGGAUCGCAAGGAGGGACAGCGGCUGCGUCGUGCAGAGAACGCAGCCCAAAAGGGAUGCGAUGAGUACCAUUGGCUGCUUUGCAGCGAUCCUAGUGGACCACAGGAGCACUCACUAACUGAGCUGAUGUUGACCCAGAUCAUAGCAGGAGAUGCUCUUAACGUCUUGGGCAGGUUGCUACACGAGGUGCGGACUUUGUGGCAGGUGCCACAGGUCUGCGGCUGUCUCCUCAGCAAACAGGCAGUAGAGGACGCUCAGCUAAACGAGUUGAUCCAGGAUAUGAUUAAGGAGUCUCAAUUGAAGCAGCACACUAGUUAUUCAUCCCUAGCCUCCGAGCAGAAAGUACACCAACAGCAGCGUCUCGAUCAGCUGCACGCCAAGAAACUGGAGUUCGCCAGGGAACGGGGAAUAGACUAUGUGCCGGGAAGAGUUUGGACCAAGGAAACCUUGGGAAAGGAUCCUAUAACCACGGCCUUUGACAACUUCAAGCACAUUAAUUUUCUUAGGAAGGGAUUAGCCGGCUUGAGAAGGUUCCUUCCGCCCAGGGCAAUGACUUUGGCCCACUCUACUCAGUUGGCACCAGGAGUUCCACACGAGUGGCUCUGCGAUGGCAAGCUAUUGCGGCUCACGGACGCCAUGCAUCCUGAUAAUCGAGUUCUAUAUCAAGAGGUGUGGAAGUGCGGCCAGCCUGUGAUGAUUUCCGAGGUGGCUCGAUCAUUGAACUUGGAUCUAUGGCAUCCGCAGGCUUUUUGUCGGGAUUUUGGAGACAAACCUAACGAUCUAAUUAAUUGUUUAAAUGGAAAUUUAGUUCCUAAUCAGCCAAUGCGCCACUUUUGGGAGGGAUUUCAGUGUAUGAACAAGCGUCUACUAGAUGCCAAUGGCAAACCAAUGCUCUUGAAAUUAAAGGAUUGGCCACCGGGUGAUGAUUUUGCCGAGAUACUGCCGACCAGGUUUGCUGAUUUGAUGAAGGGACUGCCCAUGCCGGAGUACACUCUGCGUACAGGAAACCUUAACAUUGCUAGCUGUCUGCCCAAGAUGUUUGUCCCACCUGAUUUGGGACCAAAAAUGUACAAUGCCUAUGGUUCGGCUCUGCACCCUGAUAAGGGCACAACCAAUCUCCACUUAGAUAUCUCGGAUGCAGUCAACAUAAUGGUUUAUGUGGGAAUACCCCAAGAUGGGGACACCAAACCGCAGCUGGCGGCUACUCAGAAAGCCAUCGCUCUGGGUGGUUGCGAUUAUAUUACUAGAGCUCGUUGUCAAUCGCCGGAUGUCUUACCCGGAGCUCUUUGGCAUAUUUUUCCUGCUCGGGAUGCGGACAAAAUAAGAGAUUUGCUUAACCGCGUGACCCUAGAGAAGGGUUUCCGCCUGGAGCCAGAUCACGAUCCUAUUCACGAUCAAAACUGGUAUUUGGACGACAAGUUACGCGCUCGAUUGUUUAAGGAAUAUGGCGUGGAGGGUCAUCCUAUUGUUCAGUGCUUGGGCGAUGCUGUAUUUAUACCGGCUGGUGCUCCUCAUCAGGUCCAGAAUCUACACAAUUGUAUCAAGGUGGCCGAGGAUUUUGUCUCACCGGAAAACAUCACUCACUGCUAUCAUCUUACUCACGAGUUCAGAAAACUUUCGCACUCCCAUACAAAUCACGAGGAUAAGCUUCAGAUCAAGAACAUUAUCUACCAUGCCAUAAAGGACUGCUGCACCAUCCUAACCAGAGCUUUGGACGAGCGCAUCGAUGCUGAAAUGGCCAAGUUGGCAGCAGAAUAGAUGUCAUCAUCGAACUUUUUCUUACAAUGAAAUAAAAUUUACAAAUCAGAUCUUUUUGUUAAGAUUUUAAUUUUUCAAACAUUCAAUAAAUAAUU